AUGGGCUCCUCUAAUACUCAACUCACCUCUAAGGUGACAUCUGGCUCACCUUACCAACUCGACAAGCCACAGGCCCUCAAAGCCUCCACGGCGCUGUUGAAGCACAUCAAGUCUACCCAGCAGGAGCAGGAGAAGACCGCGACCAAGAAGACCCUGAUUGGCGAUAACGAUUCUGAUGACGAGGACGCCGCAACCAAGAACGAGGCCGUCUGGCUCGUUCUCACCACCAAGCAGCAUGUCGUGGACAAGAACCGCGUCAAGGACAUCAUCGCCGACUCCACAUUCCCUCAAGACCUUUCCUCCCGCAUCGAAAAGGUCAUUGGUUUCUCCAAACUCAAGGCCCGCUACCAGAGCUUCGAGAGCCGUCGCCAGUUGUUCUCUGAGCACGAUGUCUUCCUGGCCGAUGAUCGCAUUGCUAUGCGCCUGGUUCAGACCCUCGGAAAGAUCUUCUACAAGUCUAGCAAGCGCCCAAUUCCUAUCCGCAUUGCCGAGAUUGAGAAGGUCGACGGAAAGCGCGUUAAGAAGGAGAAGAAGAGGCCCAAUGUGCCCACCGACAAGGACAUCAAGCACGCUUCUUUCGCCUCUCCCCUGAUUGUUGCUAAGGAGAUCGAGCGCACCCUGAACUGUGCCUCCGUGCAACUCGCACCCUCCACCACAGCCGCCGUUCGCGUCGGUUCAUCCAAAUUCACACCCGAGCAGCUGUCCGAGAACGUUGCAGCCGUUGUCAAGGGUCUGACUGAUAAGUUCGUGGCCAAGGGAUGGAGAAACAUCAAGGCAUUGCACAUUAAGGGUGCCAACACCAUGGCCCUGCCCAUCUGGCUCGCUGACGAGUUGUGGGUGGAAGAUGCCAACGUUCUGGAGGCUGCCCCCGAGACCGACGCUGCCAACUUCCCCAAGAAGCGCAAGGCUGUCACCGACGGCAAGUCAGUCGAGGAGAAGAAGACCAAGAAGACCAAGUCCGCAGAGGAUGAGGAAGAGGCUGCUUCUGUCGCUGCGCGGAAAGAGAAGCUCCAACAGCUCAAGGCCCAGGCUCUCGAGGAUGGCGAGACAAGCAAGCCCGAGGCACCCAAGGCUGGUGGCAAGAAGAAGAGAAAGUCGACUUCAUGA
Penicillium brevicompactum is the source of this 1107-nucleotide messenger RNA. RefSeq lists its product as uncharacterized. NCBI's taxonomy places the organism in Eukaryota, Fungi, Ascomycota, Eurotiomycetes, Eurotiales, Aspergillaceae. The record is from RefSeq and is a predicted model, not a curated record. The coding region runs from base 1 to 1107 and encodes 368 amino acids. The transcript has 3 exons.